AUGCCAAAUCCGCGAAGUAUACUCAUUUGCUCACCAGUCUGGUUUUAUUGGGAGACUCGACUGAAUCUCUCUACAACUGAAUGUGCUGCACCCCGGCCGCCUCAUGUUUCAGUUGGCACGAUAUUCGAGAUAUCGCAGUAUAUUUUCAUAAAGGAAACUACUCACAAAAUCUUCGAAGUGUUUUCAGCAACCUUGUGUGUAGUUUCCUUUAUGAACACAUCUGCAGACCAACUGCCAGCUCCCAUCGGCCCAACAACAACAGCAACACACGUGAAAAGCCGCCACGCGCCCUUUUGCGCGCCCACUCGCGUUAACUUUGAAGAUGACUCAGCUGUCCAACAGGUCGCGCUUCGUGACAGUAGCAUAGCGGGGACGGUGGGCGUGGAUAUCAGCAACAAUGGACAACAGUGGUAUCAGCCGCAGCGGCGGGAGCAGCACGGACAUAAAUCUCUGCAUGGUGUGUUUUAA
Opisthorchis viverrini is the source of this 468-nucleotide messenger RNA. RefSeq lists its product as hypothetical. The record is from RefSeq and is a predicted model, not a curated record. NCBI's taxonomy places the organism in Eukaryota, Metazoa, Platyhelminthes, Trematoda, Opisthorchiida, Opisthorchiidae. The transcript has 2 exons. Bases 1 to 468 code for a protein of 155 amino acids.